Molecule: messenger RNA, 1494 nt
Organism: Ipomoea nil (Japanese morning glory)
Lineage: Eukaryota; Viridiplantae; Streptophyta; Magnoliopsida; Solanales; Convolvulaceae
Product: alcohol dehydrogenase-like 1
Exons: 10
Coding region: 89-1261 (390 amino acids)
Biological process (GO): formaldehyde catabolic process
Cellular component (GO): cytosol
Molecular function (GO): zinc ion binding; S-(hydroxymethyl)glutathione dehydrogenase [NAD(P)+] activity
Source: RefSeq, a predicted model, not a curated record
UCCGAAUCAAACCCAACAUAUUCUUGGGAAGUGAAAGAAAGAGAGAAAGAAUCAAUCAAUCUAUCUAUCUAUCUAAUCUGUGAGUGUGAUGGAGUCCAACAACAGUGCAUCAGAGACUAUAGGAAAACCCAUCAAAUGCAAAGGUGCUGUAUGUAGAGGGCCUGGAGAGGCACUUGUGAUAGAAGAGAUCGAAGUGGAUCCUCCCAAGGCUUGGGAGGUUCGUGUUAAGAUUCUCUGCACAUCUCUCUGCCAUACUGAUUGCACUUUGUGGAAGUUAGAUCUUGGGCCAGCUUCAUUAUUUCCAAGAAUUCUGGGCCAUGAAGCAGCUGGGGUGGUUGAAAGUGUAGGUGAGAAUGUUGAUGAAGUGAAAGUUGGGGAUAUGGUAAUCCCGGUAUGCAGAAGGAACUGUGGGGAAUGCAAGGAUUGCAAACUCGGAAGAAACAGUGUUUGUACUAAAUUCCCAGUUGAGCAUUAUGGCGGAAUGCCAAGAGAUGGAACAACCCGAUUCAGGGAUAAGGAUGGAAAAGGCAUUUAUCACCAUUUAUGGGUGUCAAGUUUUUCUGAAUACACCGUUGUUGAUAUCUCUCAUAUUGUGAAGAUAACUCCCGAUUUACCGGUUGACAAGGCCUGCUUGCUUAGCUGUUGUAUUCCUACAGGUGUAGGAGCAGCGUGGAAAACUGCAAAGAUUGAGAAAGGUUCUACAGUUGCAAUUUUUGGACUCGGUGCUGUAGGACUUGCGGUUGCAGAAGGUGCAAGGCUAAGGGGAGCUUCAAAAAUAAUAGGCGUUGAUUUGAAUCCAGACAAAUUUGAACUUGGGAAGAAGUUUGGACUUACAGAUUUUAUUAAUCCAAAAGCUAUUGGGGAAAGUUCAGUACCGGAGGCCAUUAAAAAAAUGACGGAUGGAGGCGUUGAUUAUAGCUUCGAGUGCAUUGGAUUAGCAUCCUUGAUGGAAGAUGCUUUCGCAAGCUCACGUCAGGGUGGAUAUACAAUAAUACUUGGAGUAGAAAUGCACGGAAAGCCAAUAAGUGUGAAUCCUUACGAACUCUUAGCAGAAAAGACCAUUAUCGGGUGCAAUUUUGGAGGAAUCAAUGCCAAAACUGAUAUUCCCGAACUUGCUGAAAAAUAUCUGAAAAAUGAGCUGAAUUUGGAGGGUUUCAAAACACAUGAAGUCAAAUUCGAAGACAUUAUGCAAGCAUUUGAGUUGCUGGAGCAGAAGAAAUCUCUGCGUUGCAUCAUCUGGAUGGAUAAUAAUAAUGCAUAAUUUUAUUUUUAGCCACACACAAUACAUAAUUUGAAAUUCUCUCUUCAAAUCAAUUAAUGCAGAGAUUUUAUUUACAGAGAAUUAUGCCGUGUUAAUUUGUUUAUGUAACACAGUAACAAAUUCAAUCAUCAUAUCCUUAGUGAUGACUGUUUGUUUACACCACCCCCCCCCCCCCCCUAUGUUUUGGCUAAAGUUGGUACAGAAGUUUGGAAUGUUUUAAUGAUUUGAUACCA